Malania oleifera is the source of this 1647-nucleotide messenger RNA. Its product is annotated as glycerophosphocholine acyltransferase 1. The coding region runs from base 302 to 1447 and encodes 381 amino acids. Gene Ontology annotation, biological process: phosphatidylcholine biosynthetic process. The transcript is spliced from 8 exons. Lineage: Eukaryota; Viridiplantae; Streptophyta; Magnoliopsida; Santalales; Ximeniaceae. The record is from RefSeq and is a predicted model, not a curated record.
GGACACGUAUUCGCGCACUAAUCCCGUUUGGCAAUCUAUCUUCAAUCAUUGAAGCCUCAGACUCAACAAUUAUAGUUCUUUUUUUAUUGCGCAAAUAUAAUUUUUUAUAUUAAAAUAUAUUCAUAUAAAUGGAAAUUUAUUUAUAUUUUUACAAUUAAAAAAAAAAAUAUUUAAAAGAACGCCUGGGCUUUCUUCUCCCACAGAUUUUUCAAGUGCCGAUCGGCCCGAUACCACCACCUGCCGGCUCCUUUCUGCCUCUCUCUCUCUCUCUCUCUCUCCCUCUCUCUCUCCAUAUCGAAAAAUGUCGAACGCAGAAGUGUCUCUUGACGAUGCGAAUGGGGAUUCAUUUCAGAAGGUGAAGCAGGGUUUUAAGGAUCGAUCCAAGAAAGUGGCUCAAACGAAGGAGAUGUUGUCGAAACAGGCAGUUCAGACGAAGGAGAUCUUGUCCAAACAGGCCGUUAAGAUCGCCAAGCGGGCUGAAGAGCACGAGAGAUUCAUCAAUAAGGUGACUCAUCUGUUGGGGGUUCUCGGGUUCGGGGCAUUUUGCUUCCUCUUGGGAUGGAGACCACAAGAUGUCCCCUAUGUAUAUUGUUUGUUUUAUGUCACCUUUGUUCCUCUUCGGUGGAUAUACUAUCGGUUCAAAAAAUGGCAUUAUUAUCUUUUGGAUUUCUGUUAUUAUGCCAAUACAAUAUUCUUGGUCAUGCUUCUCCUAUAUCCAGGAAAUGAAAAGCUUUUUAUGGUUUGCUUCUCAUUUGCGGAGGGGCCAUUAGCGUGGGCAUUGAUUGUUUGGCGUUGUAGCUUGGUUUUUAGUUCUGUUGAUAAAAUUGUUAGUGUUCUUAUACAUCUUUUACCUGGGAUAGUUUUCUUCAUCAUUCGAUGGUGGGAUCCAGCAACUUUUGAAGCCAUGCAUCCUGCGGGAACUGCUCGCAGAGCUUCAUGGCCUUAUGUUGAAGGGAAGUCAUACCUAUGGACAUGGCUGUUUCUGGUUCCCUUAGUUGCUUACACCCUCUGGCAGGCUCUCUAUUUUCUCAUUGUCAAUGUCCUACGUCGACAGAGACUGUUGAGAGAUCCUGAAGUCAUGACUUCUUACAGGGAACUCUCGAAAAAAGCACAGAAAGCAAACAAUGUAUGGUGGCGUCUUAGUGGUUUGCUUGGAGAUCAAAACCGCUUGCUUAUGUAUACCUUGUUCCAAGCAUUGUUCACUGUUGCAACCAUGGCACUGACAGUCCCAAUUUUCUUGUCAUAUGAAAUGCAUGUGGUUUUCCAAAUAUUGAAGGUGUCUGCAACUAUAUGGAAUGGAGCAAGCUUUCUCCUGGAAGUAAUGCCUAGGCAGGUGAUUCUCAAGGAGAAGAAAAAGUUGGACACGCAGUCGCCACAAACUCUGGAAACCCCACCCUUACAUGUGGCAAAGAUCUCAACAGAGGCUGAGGAGUGGCACCAGUCAUGACAGUUCUGUAAGAAUAGUUUGCAGAACCUUGUUUUGUAACCUGCGAUUAAACCAAAUUGCACCAGCUGAUCUAGCUCAAUAGUUAUUGAUUGUGUGCUAGUUUUGCAAAUUAGUGAUAAUGAUUGAUCUGAUGUAUAGAUGACUCUUAGAACCUAGUUUCAACUCUGGAAUGGAGGGAUAUGUCAAAUAUUGUACCAUCA